Pocillopora meandrina is the source of this 576-nucleotide messenger RNA. The record is from the annotation of a GenBank genome assembly. Lineage: Eukaryota; Metazoa; Cnidaria; Anthozoa; Scleractinia; Pocilloporidae.
AUGGUGGAAGCAAGAGGUGAAGGUAGAGGGAGUUUCAUUGCCGGUCCCUCAACGAGAAAUCAGAGAAUUGAAAGACUCUGGAGGGACGUCUUCAGGUGUGUGUGUCAUCUUUUCUACUACGUGUUUUACGCAAUGGAGGAUACAGGCCUGCUUAACGUUGACAAUGCAACGGAUAUGUUUGCGCUACAUUUGACAUUCCUCCCAAGAAUAAACCUUGCGCUUCACGAAUAUAUGGAGGCCUUCAACCAUCACAAGGUAAGGACAGCAAACCAUUGGUCCUCAUAUCAGAUGUGGGUCAAUGGCAUGUUAAAUGAAGACAACCCCUUGGUACAUGGGCAAUUAGAUGAGGAUCCUGAUGACCUGGAGUUCUAUGGUGUUGACCCAGAUGGGCCAUCUCCAUUUGAAGAUAGCAACAACAAUGUUGUUGUUCCUCCAGUGACAUUACCAGUUGAACAUCAGUCAGUUCAAGCCAAAGUUCUUGAGCAGAUCGAUCCAUUCAUGUCAUCGAUGCAAAUGGGCAUAGAUAUCUACACUAACAUUCACCAGAUAGUAAAGGAGAGCGUUGAAAACUGUUAA